Neltuma alba is the source of this 2201-nucleotide messenger RNA. RefSeq names its product zinc transport protein ZntB. Gene Ontology annotation, biological process: metal ion transport; transmembrane transport. The coding region runs from base 235 to 1644 and encodes 469 amino acids. The transcript is spliced from 4 exons. Gene Ontology annotation, cellular component: membrane. NCBI's taxonomy places the organism in Eukaryota, Viridiplantae, Streptophyta, Magnoliopsida, Fabales, Fabaceae. The record is from RefSeq and is a predicted model, not a curated record. Gene Ontology annotation, molecular function: metal ion transmembrane transporter activity.
GCUGGUUUGAAUGUUGGAUACCUGAAUCUGCCCUUGCCCCUUUGGAUCUACUUAUGGGUUAUUAUUCAUGAUUGAUGAUUGGCACGAUAAUGGCAUGUUGGUUUCCAUAGAAGAUAUGUAAUCUGGGAUGUCUAGUUUAUGAAAUAGCAAUAAUAGAUAGAGUCUCUGGGAGACAUUUUUAUCAUCUUCUUGUUUAGUAAUUGGAACCAUAGUUUAGUAUAGCUGGAGCAGGUUAUGGAACUAACUGGUCAUAGGGGUAUUAUGAAUGGGGAGAGUAAGGCCAUGGACAAUGAACCUUCUGCAAGCAUGCCUCUAAGGCCGCGCCAAAUCUACCCAACAUAUCCUGCAGGCUUAGUGAAGAAGACAGCUUACAUAUUUGACGGCUUAGGGAAUUUUUUUAAUAAGGAAUGGGAUCUAGCAGACCUUCAUCAAAACAGGAAAAGAGAAUCGGAGCUAGUAGAUGGAAGAGGGAAUGAAUUUUCUUGGUACCAUGUGGAGCUCCCAAAAGAAAAUCAGAAGUUGUCACAGUCUGCACAAGACUUAAUUGGUGUUCUUUGCCCACCUUUGAAACUCCAGGAUAUUCUCUCCCUCGUCAGCAAUGGACCCUUUUGUGCACAUGUUGAUGGGGCACUUGUAUUCAGGGUUAAUUCUCCUGGUCCUCCCAACAGUGACUUUACAUUUAGGAUUGCUGCUAGAGUCACAGAAAAUUCAGUAAUUACUGUGUCUUUGGGGCGUGUUCCCCGAUUAGGUUUCUCACGGAUGGGAGAGUCUCUUCUUUCUGAGAUUCCUAGCGUGGAAAUUUCCCCUCAUUUUGGAGAUCAGCAGAAGCAGGGGAAUGGCAUUGUGAUUAAGGAGCAUGUUCUUGAAUUCUUAUUGACUAUGAAUCAUUCAGAGGAAGCUGACAAUCCAGUUCCUAGAUCUGUCUCAAACCUUGUCGUUCAUAUAAUUGACACACACGUAGAUCAGCUUCAAGAUCUUGUGACUAAACUUGAGAUGGAGUUGGACUCUGUUGAGCUAGCCUUGGAUAAAGGUGGUUUUGCUUUGAAGAAACAAAUGCUGGAUGAUAGAAGAUUUCCCAAACUGCAUCUGGACUUGCAGCGUCUUCUUCAGGUGAUUUCUCACGGAGAGCAAGUAUUUUUACGAGUCAGAGAAAAAUGCUCUUUAAAACCAUGGUUUGCCAAUGAAGACAUUAGCUCUCUUGAAGAGCUAAUUGGAAGAUUAAAGAGGUUGAAGGAGAAUGUCGGAUUCAUAGUGAAUCGUGUAACGGCAAUUCAGGCAGGUCUUGACAGCUGGCAGGCUGAGCAAAUAAACAGGAAACUUUACUAUCUUUCAUUCCUUUCAAUCAUAUUCCUCCCAUUAUCCAUCGUUACUGGAGUUUUUGGCAUGAAUGUUGGAGGAGUUCCUUGGACUGGCCAAAACAAUCCCGAGCUUAAGGAUGGUUUUCGCAAUGUUAUCCUGCUCUGUGUUGUUAUGGUACUACUUGUGCUACUUUGCUUCCUCUUCCCGGCUCUGUAUACCCGUAUAGCUGGUGCAUGGCGGAAAAAGAACGUUCUGGGAAGAAGCUGGUCAAUUAAUAGGAAGUCAUUUCUCAGAAGACCUCUCCAUAUUGGAGAUCAAGGGAGAGGAGGAUACCUUAGGAUUUGACGAUGAAAGGUUUUGUUCUUUUGAAAAAUACCAUCCUGGUCACAAAAUCUCUUCCUUCUGUUUUCAAUAAUGUCUCGCGUAGAGGGUGAGUUUCUUUAUCACGGGUUUUCAAUGACUCUGUUGAAACAAAACAGAUAGAUGAACUGAUGAUCAGCUGCCAUGUAUCUUGUGAUAAAAAUAAUAACAGCUGCCACGUAUAGAAGAACCGGAAGCCUCAGAGAUGGAGGAUUCAUGAAACAGAUUCUUUGGUUGAUGAAAAUGUAGACUUGUGAUCAAAGUGAGCCUAUUCGUUCAUUGUUCCUCUCUUGUUCAGGGGAAGGGGAUCUAUGGAUACAUCAUUUUUUUCUAGAUCCUGGCAGCAUUUUCUUCCUUGUACAGUGUUUUGUAUUAGCUUUAUCCAAGCCUCAUCCAAUGGAAGAACUGUAUUUGUUUCUUCACUCUGCCCGUUUGGAUUUGCUAUUUCCAGAGACGUAUGAUUAUCAUUCCAUAGGUUUUGUACGGCCUGUGGCGGCUUAAAAUGUGCUUGAAGAAGUUGAUAAUGAGAUUAUACAUCAAAA